AUGAGAUUUAUUACUUUAUCAUUUGCGACUUUAAGUUUGUUGGUUGAAGUUUCCCACCAAUUGGUCUUGAACGAAGGAAAGGAAGGAGGUUACCCGAUUGAGCCUGCCGCUGAAUCAUCAAGAUUCGAUCCAUACUCAAAUGUGACUCCAUUGAGCAAAAAUUCGAGCUCAACUACUGCCAACACCGUGCAUAGUUCAACCACACUGAUUGAGCCAUUGUCUUCUUCCACCUCCAAAGGAGUUGCACCAUCUAAUAAUGUGUUCGUACUUGAUUAUUGGAUAAUUUUUCUAAUCUUAUAG
Messenger RNA from Lodderomyces parapsilosis, 300 nucleotides. RefSeq lists its product as uncharacterized. NCBI's taxonomy places the organism in Eukaryota, Fungi, Ascomycota, Pichiomycetes, Serinales, Debaryomycetaceae. The record is from RefSeq and is a predicted model, not a curated record. The transcript has a single exon. Bases 1 to 300 code for a protein of 99 amino acids.